Messenger RNA from Fusarium vanettenii 77-13-4, 861 nucleotides. RefSeq lists its product as uncharacterized. Bases 1 to 861 code for a protein of 286 amino acids. NCBI's taxonomy places the organism in Eukaryota, Fungi, Ascomycota, Sordariomycetes, Hypocreales, Nectriaceae. The transcript has 3 exons. The record is from RefSeq and is a predicted model, not a curated record. Gene Ontology annotation, molecular function: oxidoreductase activity; zinc ion binding.
AUGCCCCUCGUUGGCGGACAUGAAGGUGCGGGCGUCGUGGUCGCGCGGGGUGAGCUCGUCAAGGACAUCGAGAUUGGCGACCACGUCGGUAUCAAGUGGCUUCAUGGUUCAUGCAUGAGCUGCGAACAGUGCCGGCAGUCCAACGAGUCACUUUGCUCGACAGCUUCCCUGUCUGGCUACACUGUUGACGGCUCAUUCCAACAAUACGCCGUCGGCAAGGCGGCCCAUGUUGCCCGCAUCCCCAAGGAUUGUGAUCUCGCUGGAGUUGCGCCUAUCCUGUGUGCCGGUCUGACCGUGUACAAGGCCCUCAAGUCUUCCGGUGUCCGGCCCGGUCAACAUGUUGCCAUUGCCGGUGCUGGUGGUGGUCUUGGUGUCUUUGCUAUCCAGUAUGCCAAGGCCAUGGGUCUGCACGUCACGGCUCUUGAUGGCGGCGAUGAGAAGCGCAAGGUCUGCCUUGAGCUUGGUGCCGACACCUUUGUCGACUUCAGGACUUCCAAGGACACUGUCGCCGACAUCCGCGCGGCUUCUGGUGGCUCUGGCCCUGAUGCCGUGUUGCUUCUGGCUGCCAGUGAGAAACCCUUCCAGGAGGCGAGCCAGUAUGUCAAGAGCAAGGGAACUAUCGUCUGCGUUGGUCUACCAGCCAACGCCUUUAUCAAGGCUCCCGUCUUUGAUACCGUCAUCAACAUCAAGGGAAGCUAUGUCGGUAACCGACAGGAUACCGCCGAGGCCAUCGAGUUCUUCCGACAGGGCUUUAUCAAGGCACCAUUCAAGGUUGUCGGCUUGUCGGAGCUCCAGGAUGUGUAUGACUUGAUGCAAAAGGGCGGCAUUGCUGGCCGCUAUGUGGUGGAUACCAGUAGGUAG